AUGAUACGAAGUGGCACAUUGAAACCAAAUUGUUCAAAAAUAAGUGCAAGUUGCCAUGGCUGGAAACCAUUUGAUUCACCAGACACAGGCGAUGAGCUUCUUGGAGCAUUGGACUUGGCAUUUCUUUUUUCCUAUGCUGUUGGCAUGUUUUUCAGUGGUUUUGUUGCGGAGCACAUGGAUCUGCGGCAUUUUCUUACAAUAGGGAUGUUAUCCAGUGGUCUUUUUACAGCAUUAUUUGGCAUGGGAUAUUUUUGGAAACUUCACUAUUUUGCAUAUUUCGUCACCAUCCAGAUUUUUUCAGGAUUUUUUCAGAGUUCUGGCUGGCCCAGUGUAGUAGAAUGUGUUGGAAAUUGGUUUGGAAAAGGAAGGCGUGGUUUGAUAAUGGGAAUAUGGAAUUCCCACACAUCUGUAGGAAAUAUUCUUGGGUCUGCUAUAGCUGGUGUAUGGGCAAGUGGUCAGUGGGGCUAUUCAUUUAUUGUGCCUGGCUGCAUUAUAGCUGGAAUGGCCAUCUUUGUAUUUCUUUUCCUUGUUGUUGAUCCCAGCCAUGUAGGCUGCCAACCUCCUCAACAACACACUGAGCCUCUGCCUAAUGAUUCAUCUGUCAGCACAGAAGUUGUUACAGACUCUCAAGAGGGUGAUGACGGGGAAAGACUUUUAAAAGAACCAUGUUCUUAUAGCCCUAAGCCCACUGAAGUGAAAAGAAAUCUAGAGGUGCCAAGUGAGUCGCAUAUUUCAGCUUCAACUGUAGUGCCACCAUCACAUGGAGAGGCUAGUGCUGUUGGUUUUUGGAGAGCAGUUCUUAUUCCAGGAGUGAUUGAAUACUCUCUUUGUUUGUUCUUUGCUAAACUCGUCAGUUACACGUUCCUGUUCUGGCUACCAUUUUAUAUUGAAAAUACAAGUAUUGGUGGUGAACGGUAUGGUCCAACGACAUCUGCAGAUUUGUCAACUAUGUUCGAUGUUGGAGGAAUCAUAGGAGGUAUCUUAGCUGGAUUUGUCUCGGACAAAACAAAGUGCAGUGGAAUCACAGUUGUUGUCAUGUUGUUCCUCGCGGGGCCAAUGCUCUUUGUGUAUAGAUUUUUUGCCAAUGCAAACCUCAAAGUUAACAUUGCUCUGAUGAUACUCAGCGGCGUCCUAGUGAACGGUCCAUAUGCUUUAAUCACAACAGCGGUAUCAGCUAAUCUGGGUACCCAUCCAUGUCUUCAAGGAAAUACAAAGGCCAUGGCUACCGUCACUGCAAUCAUAGAUGGCACAGGCUCCAUGGGUGCUGCCCUCGGACCGCUUUUAACGGGAAUCAUCUCGCCAACGGGCUGGAACAAUGUAUUUUACAUGCUAAUUUCCGCCGACAUUUUUGCCGCCAUUCUCCUCAGCAGACAAGUAUGGUUUGAAAUAAGUCAGAACUGUUUAAGGCGCAGAGAGCGAGUUCGCCUAGCGUAUUUGGAGUCUGGCCAUACCAGUUUGAGAAAUGGUACUACGUAUGAACCUCACGAACGACGUAGCGAAGCGGAGCCACUUCUGCACAGCAGCUGACACAUACUAAUAGAAAUGGAUAAAUGACUCGGAAGUCAAAGAAUUUCUUCACGCAGGUUACUGGUGUUUGGCUUAAAUUUUUACUUUAGAGUUAAAA
Molecule: messenger RNA, 1624 nt
Organism: Pocillopora damicornis (cauliflower coral)
Lineage: Eukaryota; Metazoa; Cnidaria; Anthozoa; Scleractinia; Pocilloporidae
Product: glucose-6-phosphate exchanger SLC37A2
Biological process (GO): transmembrane transport
Cellular component (GO): membrane
Molecular function (GO): transmembrane transporter activity
Source: RefSeq, a predicted model, not a curated record